This is a messenger RNA of Macadamia integrifolia, 920 nucleotides long. Its product is annotated as prostatic spermine-binding protein-like. The transcript is spliced from 4 exons. Bases 182 to 712 code for a protein of 176 amino acids. The record is from RefSeq and is a predicted model, not a curated record. NCBI's taxonomy places the organism in Eukaryota, Viridiplantae, Streptophyta, Magnoliopsida, Proteales, Proteaceae.
UGUAAGGGGGCCAGAUCUCGAAAAAGGCCCAAUGAACCUACACAUUCAAAAGCGUCGAACACCAAAACCCUAACCCUCUGUCUCGCCACGUUUACCCGAGUCCAUCCAAAGAACCCUAACCCGAGUUCACCCGUUCUCCCCCAGCCUAAGUAGUUUUGGUACAUACAUAAUUUUUUCUGCAAUGGAGGUGGAGAUUGUUCGCCCAGAGUUGGUCGUUUUGGAGAGGAUGGUCUCUUCUGUUAUGGAAGCUGUGGUUGUGGAGACGGCUUUAGCUGCUGGGAAAUCUUUGGCCUGGUUUUUCUUGGCGGUAGGAUCUCUUUCAAUUGAUAUGUAUACGAAUCCAAAUGUACCCAGCACUGACAAAAGGUUUCCAAUGGGGGAGCUUCACAGAGUGAAACAACCUGAUCCUGAAAACAAGGAUGCUAGUGACACUGAGGACGACGACGACGACGACGAUGAUGAUGAAGAUGUUGAUGCAGAAGAUGACGACGGUGAUGAAAUUUCAGGUGAUGAGGGUAAUGAUAAUGAUGAAGGGGACCCUGAAGAUGAUGUCAAGGCCAAUGGGGAUGGAGGAAGUGAUGAUGAGGAUGAUGAGGAUGACGAAGAAGAAGAGAAUGAUGAGGAUGAUGAUGAGGAGGGUGAAGAAGAUGAUGAGGAUGAUGAGGAUGAUGAAGAGGAGCUUCCCCAACCACCUUCUAAGAAGAGGAAGUGAGAUAAACGUUAGGUGGUUCUGUUUUGUCCUUAUGGUAGGUCAUUGGUGUAGGAGGGGAGGAAUCUGUUGGUGUAGGAGGCGAGGAAUCUGUUGUUGUCCAUCUUCAUAGGGGUAGGAAAAUUUGCCAUCCUUCUUGUGAAUUAACUUGUUUUUAGCUAUUUUCUUAUGUUACAAUUUUCAUCAUCUUAUAUAUUUGCUUCUUAGUUUA